UAAAUAUGAACAUCAAAUAAGCCUACAGACACCAAAUUCAACUCAGUUCAAGUAUUGGUUUCUCUUCUAGUUGGUUCUGUAGCAAUCAGAUCAAAGCUUUAAGCCUUUCUAACAGUCUUUCAUCUUGGGCAAAUGGGGAUUCGAUUGCUAUCCUUGGUUCCUCAUGCCAAGCAAAUUCUAAAGAUGCAGCCAAGUUUCACUAAAAGUCAGUUGGAUGUGCCAAAAGGCCAUGUGGCUGUUUACGUUGGAGAGAUCCAAAGGAAGCGGUUCGUGGUUCCGAUAUCUUACUUAAACCAUCCAUCAUUCCAACAACUACUCAGCCAUGCAGAGGAAGAGUUUGGCUUCCAUCAUCCUCAGGGGGGUAUAACAAUUCCUUGCAAGGAGGAUGCCUUCAUUGAUCUCACUUCUAGAUUGCAAGCAUCUUGAAGGAUGCAGAAGAAAGGGCAAUAGCCAAUAUGCCAUUUUUGACAGAUUUUCUUGUUUUGUUUUUUUUUUUUAACUCAUUUACUUUUUGACACAUGCUAGUGUGUUGUAGAGUGGGAUACCUUCCUACCUGUAAAUGAGUUGCAUUGUAAAGGUACGGUAACCAACAGGAGUAAUGAAAAUAGAUCAAUUCAGCAUCAAUUUCUAUA
This is a messenger RNA of Benincasa hispida (wax gourd), 632 nucleotides long. NCBI's taxonomy places the organism in Eukaryota, Viridiplantae, Streptophyta, Magnoliopsida, Cucurbitales, Cucurbitaceae. The record is from RefSeq and is a predicted model, not a curated record.